UGAGGUAUCCAAUCAGCCAACGUUCCUCAACGCUCUUCAAUGACUUAUGCUCUCAUCUGUUGUUGCUCAACGCAUUUAUUUUUUGCUUGUAAUCGCGAUUUCUUUAGAUGACUUCAUAUCUACGCAGCUGGAUCUCGUCGGUCCCCUCAUUAGGCGUAACAUCUUCGCUACCUGGGGCACAGCCUGCUCCGAACAUCAUUGAAGUGCCACCAACGGAAGAGGAUGAUGAGGACGAAGCAGCUACUUUGCGGGGGGAUGAAGAAGAUGGCCAUGUUGAUGACUCACCUUCCGCCUUCCCAAGUCUGGAUAGUGCUCAACGUGCAGGCUCGAGCAAAGAGAUUACCAGCCCUGCGAUUCCGCGGAUCCUGACUGAUUCAGAGCUCAUGCCUCCUCCGCCGUUACCUGGACUUGCAAGUCGACGACCAGGAACCUCCUCGGUGUCAUCUGCGUCUUCAUCGUCUCUUCUUAGGGCGACGAAGAAGGUAGCCUUAGCACCCGGACAAGGUGUUGACACUUUGUCCCGAAUACCCAUGUCUGUUCUCAGGCAGCAUAAUAAGCGGGAUGAUGCGUGGUCCUCUUUCAACGGCAAAGUCUACAAUAUUACUCCUUACUUGCCAUAUCACCCUGGCGGCGAGAAAGAGCUAAUGCGACUGGCGGGUAGAGAUGGAUCGAAGCUCUUUGCCUUAACUCAUGGCUGGGUUAACAUAGACUACAUGCUUGAUGAGUGUCUAGUUGGUUUCCUGGUCUCGGACUCUUGACGAGACUACCAGAGCUGCUGCCUCUUCGACGUCCACUGCAUUCCUGGAUCCAAUGAUACGCAUACUCUAGAAUAGAGCCUAUCUACAUAUUGUGUUUUUUUGUGCCAUUCACACUACAAUACACUACCAUUUCUAUG
Molecule: messenger RNA, 895 nt
Organism: Somion occarium
Lineage: Eukaryota; Fungi; Basidiomycota; Agaricomycetes; Polyporales; Cerrenaceae
Source: the annotation of a GenBank genome assembly